AACUUAAUCUAAACUUUGAUCUCCUUACAUAGAUUUUGAAUGUCAUAUCGGACAAAAUGGCCGCGCCUAUAUUUGAUAGAGUACCUUUAUCAAAAGCUCUAGGCUUCUCAAUACGAGAUAAUUUUGGCAAAUCUGUGAAAGAUAGCCGACGAGGAUCUAACAAUUUAGAAACAUACAAUGAAAUGCUGAAAACUAGCACUGAAUUCAUUGGAUUAGAAGAUGAUGACAAUAUUGGGUCGGAUCUCGCCAGGCUUAAGCGAAUAGCUGAUCGUCGAAGGCCUGUUCGCUUGCAGUCAUCUGUUGGUCGCAGACGUGCUCGUUCCCAGGAGCUGCGAAGACGAAAACUGAACAGCCAAAGUUUAAGAAGUCAUCGAGAUCAUUCUAGACGUUCGAGUUCAGAAAAUAUGAAUAUUGUGAUAUAAUUAAUAAAUAUUCCAUAAUAUGC
This is a messenger RNA of Nymphalis io (European peacock), 445 nucleotides long. RefSeq lists its product as uncharacterized. Bases 57 to 422 code for a protein of 121 amino acids. Lineage: Eukaryota; Metazoa; Arthropoda; Insecta; Lepidoptera; Nymphalidae. The transcript is spliced from 3 exons. The record is from RefSeq and is a predicted model, not a curated record.